CACACACAAAAAAAACCCAUCAUCAUCCGUUGACAAGACGAAGACGACGACAACGACUACGUUCAAAGUUUGAAGAAGAGCUGCACAAUAUUCCCCCCGUGGUUCUGGCCAGAAAAAAAAAACGAAUCGAAAAAAAAACCUUAAAAUAAAAGUUCAUCCAUGGUGGAGUCUGCUGAACUCUCUGAAUAUAAAAAAUAAUUUUCAUCAUUUCGGUCUUCUCUUCGCUAGCUGACGACACGACGGCUUUAUAAUAUUAUUGGUGUGUGCGAGUUUAAUCUCUACAAAAAAAAGUAAAAAGAAAAACCAAAAAUAAAACAAAUCGGUCUUUGGUUUUUCCUCCAAAAAAAAGAAUCAGAAAUAAAAUUAUUCAAUUUACAUCUCUCCAAAUCGAUUGAGAGUGUGUGAAAAAUUAUUAUAAUAUAGAUCCGGAGUUUUUUCCGCGACGAGAUUGUGUCUCUGAAAGAUUUUCCACCACAAAUUUUCUUUCAGAUUCUUGGUUGUUCAUCUUUUUGUGUACACGGGUGCAAUUUUUUCUCUUCUUUUUCUAUUUCUUUACUUUUGGGUAAAAUUCUAUGUGUUCUUCUUGAUUUGUCGUUGUGGGUUCUUUUCCUUGUGAUUCGCUCUGUAAAAUUGUAUUAAAAAAACAAAUUGAAAAACGAUAAGAUCUUUCCUCAAAACCACACCAAAAAACCGACUCGACUUGACACCACACCCUUUGCGUAGGCUUCUUCUCUUAUUCGAGUUGAAGAAGUGUGAAUCCUUCCCAAAAAAAAAAAAGACUUUAAAGUGGCAUCUUCUAUUGAAUUUUUAUUUCGGGGUUUCUCGUUGUUUCCACUAAAAAAAAACCAAAGUGUCUCUGUCCUUUGCCGAGAGAUUCAAAGUGCAAAUAAUUGCCGGUAGCACCUUGCACUUUAUUCGCUUUUGUUCGCCUUCCUCCAACCAACUCUUCUCUCCUCAUUCUUUUCUAAUACAAUUAACUUGAAAAAUUCCGUGAAUUAACAAAAUUACGACAUCCUUUUUUUUCUGUAGAGGAAAGAAAAGUGGGAAAACAUUUUUCAUUGUCGACGUCCGAGAGAAUCGACCGGAGAACGCGACGUGUCGCUAUAUUGCUCUUUAAGCUAUCGAUGAGUUCUUUCAUCGUCUGUCGGGGCUGUGUGUUGUUCCUUAUUCGACUCGACUCGACUCGACUCCCAUUUGAACACUUCUCGGGGUGUGAAAAUAUAAUCCAUUAGUGACAUAAACCACCCACUAUUUGCCACUGCUGUGUGUUGCCCCACAAAGCAAGAAGCAUACCACACUUUUUCUCGUCUCUAGAAACGCCGGUUUCGUAUCUCGUUUUUUUGUGUAGUGUUUCGCAAAGGUGGAUUCUGUGCUGCCUCCUUUUGGAGCUAAGGAUUCGUUUUAUUCUGUGAGAGAUGAGAGUUCGUCUUGAUCGUCCUUGUGAGUGAGUGAGAGUUGGUCGUCGUCAUUUGUGUCGUGUCGUGUAUGCGUCGUUGCUUGCUUCCGUUCUUGGUUAAAUAUCUAUUUUGUAUUUGUUGUUGUUGUCUAUAUUCUGAUGGUUGCCCUUCGUUGAUUGAUGUACAUUCGAGUGCGCCACACAACCAGAGAAAAUCACAUGCUGUGUGAGUUUAUGAGCACUGAAAAUUGAAAGUUUAUUUCUUUUUUUUUUCUAUGUUCUAUCUUCCUGAUUAUUGUGAAGAAAGAAAAUACAAAAACUAAUAUCAUCUCCUUCUCCUCAUCCAGGAAGUGUGUGAGUUUUUCAGCAUCGUUGGAUAAGACAAAAAAAUAAAAGCAUGCAGGAGCUGAUUUAAAGAUACUUAAAUACGCCUCCAAUUUUUUAUAAUCUUGCCUCCCGUCUACAAAGCAUUGCCGUGAUUGUUGCCGCACAAAAAAGUUAAUUAACAAAAUUUUCGCAUACAACUAAAAAUACAAAGAACAAAACAACAAAAUCAACACACACAAAAAGAAGAAAAACUAAAAUAAAAAUAAAUAAAAUUUCUCACGAAAAUUAACAAUAAUUCUCCAGAGAAGUUCUCUUCACGCGCGGGUAAUUUCUGCAAAGAAACAAAACAACAAAUCAAAUCGUGUUUUUCGGUUUCGGUGUAUAAUUUAAAAAUUUUCUUCUUAAUGCAGUCGUGCAAAAGUUAAUAAAUAAAAUAAAAAAUCAAGAAAAAUUGUAGAAAACGAAAAAAAAAAUAAAUUUAGAAAAUCUUCUCAUUGCCGUCAUCAUUUCUCAUCUCGUCAAAACGAAUUAAAAAGCGUCCGUCUUCGUCGUCAUCGUAAUCGUGUCGUUUGUGUCGGAAAGUGUCUAGCAUUUCUAUAAAAACACAAGCUUCAAAGUCAAAAAUCGCCUACAAGUAAUUAUAGAAAAACAAAUAAAAAAAAAGCGCACCGAGGAAAAUCCAACUCUAAUUAGCACCCACAUUGUGUUGGCUGUGUAUUUUGUUGAUGGAAAAUUUCAGCUUCACAAAUCUCCUAGGUAUCAUCAUCAUCGUCGUCGUCAAAAAUGAAAUAUUUUUAAUUAAUUUCUUUAAUUGCUGCCGUCGUUGUUGUUGUUCCAGUUGUUGUUGUAGUUCUUGUUGCUGUUGUGCUGCGUGUUAUCGUGGUGCAACAAUAAUAAUUAAAAGUGAAAAACGUUCGUUUUCAACAACAACUACAUCGUCGUUGUUUUUCUACUCUAGCCUCAAUUACUUCCCAGAACAGCAACACUCUUCGCUGUUGUUGUUGUUGUUGCUUGUUAAAGUGCAAUCAAUUAUUAAUUUUAUUUCUUUGUUUCAACAAAAGCGACAUCUAACGAGAGGUAUUCUAAAUAAUCAUCAAACCGAAGAAGCUCACUUCCCCAAACAAUUAAAUUAAAAAAAAAAAAAAACAAAAUACGAAAAUCCAAUAACACAUUUAAAAAAAAAAACUAAGAAGAAAAAAAAAGAGAAAAUUGUUUCGAACCGUCAAAGCGAUUUAAUAAAAAACCGCCAACCUGGAACUAAUGGAAUUAGAGAACAUUGUGGCCAAUACGGUCUACUUGAAAGCAAGAGAAGGCGGAUCUGACAGCAACAAAGGAAAGAGUAAAAAAUGGCGAAAAAUAUUACAAUUUCCGCACAUAUCGCAAUGUAUACACCUCAAAGACAAAUUAGAUAUAAGUUAUGGUUACGUCAUAGACCAACAACCAAUCGGACGAAUAUUAUUUCGACAAUUUUGUGAAAACAAACGUCCAAUUUAUUACAGAUACAUUUCGUUCCUGGAUCAGGUGCAAAGUAAUCAUAUUAUUUCUAGAUACGAAGUUGAAUACGAUGAACAUCGUAUUGCUAUUGCCAAAGAAAUUGGUCGGCGGUUUCUUGUGAUCGAUGUUGGUUCGACGGACACAAUUGAUGGCAAUAAUACAACAACAACAACAACAGCAUCACCAACAUCUCCUGAAGCUACAACCCAACAAACAGAGACUGACAGCAAUCAUCAUAAACGUCAAACAAAACAUCAUAUCGAUGCGUCUGACACUUGCAAUCAUAAUGGAGGUGGAGGUGGUGGAGAAGAACACAAUGGUGUUGCUACUGAUGACAGUGGCGGUGGUGGUGGUUGUGAUAGUGGGGGUGGAGGAGUUGUGGAAACAACCACAAAUAACACUGAUAAAAAUAACAUCUCAUAUUGGGAAAGCAACAAAGAGAACUUCAAUGACUGUCAUAAAAACUCCGCCACAAUGAUGUCAAAUAGCAAAGGUGUUUUUCGUUAUGGAAAUGACGAUCAUGUCCUUGAUGUGCUUAAUGAUGAUCUAAUUGCCAGAGUGAGGGAUAAAAUAACAAGUGGCAGUAAGGAACUGUUUGAGCCGUGUGUCAAUGCUGUCAAAUCAUUUUUAGCUGGCGAACCAUUCCGAGAAUUUGAGACUUCCAUGUAUUUUCAUCGAUAUUUACAAUGGAAAUGGUUGGAAGCACAACCUGUAACAUAUAAAACAUUUCGUAUGUAUCGUGUCCUUGGUAAAGGAGGAUUCGGUGAAGUCUGUGCAUGUCAGGUACGUGCAACAGGCAAAAUGUAUGCAUGCAAAAAAUUAGAAAAAAAACGUAUCAAAAAACGAAAAGGCGAAUCGAUGGUUUUAAUAGAAAAACAAAUUUUACAAAAAAUCAAUUCACGUUUUGUUGUUAAUCUGGCGUAUGCGUAUGAAACAAAAGAUGCUUUGUGUUUAGUUUUAACAAUUAUGAAUGGUGGUGAUUUGAAAUUUCACAUUUACAAUAUGGGAGGCGAUCCGGGAUUCGAAUUACUGAGAGCCAGAUUCUAUGCAGCCGAAGUGGUCUGCGGAUUGGAGCACCUCCAUCAACAGGGCAUUGUCUAUAGAGAUUGCAAGCCAGAGAAUAUUCUGCUGGACGACCAUGGUCAUGUGAGGAUAUCCGAUCUGGGUUUGGCAGUUGAAAUACCAGAAGGCGAGAUGGUUCGAGGACGUGUCGGGACCGUGGGAUAUAUGGCGCCUGAAGUUAUCGACAAUGAUAAAUACUCAUUCUCGCCAGAUUGGUUUAGCUUUGGAUGUUUAUUGUAUGAAAUGAUUGAAGGACAAGCACCUUUUCGAAUGCGGAAGGAAAAAGUCAAACGAGAAGAAGUGGAUAGGCGAGUUAAGGAAGACCCCGAAAAAUAUUCCACCAAAUUCAACGAUGAAGCCAAAUCUUUGUGCCAACAGCUUCUCGCAAAAUCUAUUAAACUUCGACUUGGUUGUCGAAAUGGUCGUCAAGGGGCUCGUGAAAUAAAACUUCAUCCAUUCUUUAAUGUUAUCAAUUGGAAACGUUUAGAAGCUGGAAUGGUUGAACCACCUUUUGUUCCAGAUCCUCAUGCCGUAUAUGCCAAAGAUGUCCUUGAUAUUGAACAAUUUUCCACCGUCAAAGGUGUCAACAUAGACGAUUCCGAUUCAAAUUUUUAUACGAAGUUUAACACUGGCUCCGUAUCGAUAUCAUGGCAAACUGAAAUGAUCGAAACGGAAUGCUUCCGUGAGUUAAAUGUUUUUGGCAUUGAUGAAUGUCCAACACCAGAUUUAUUAAUAAAUGCUACCCCAGUUAUUGAAAAAGCUGGAUGUUUUCCAUUUCGAAGAAAGAAGCAACCAGCUAGAACUCAGCCCAUACCCAUUCCUGAACAUUUACUAACAACUAGUCACAGUGUAUCAUCGGCAACAGUUGAAAGCUGAUAGAAAUUAACCAAAUUAACUUCGGUGUUGUAUCAUUUAUCCUGAAAAAUCGAAAAUCAAAUUUUAAAACAUUUUGCAAAAUUCAAAUAGAAUCCAAAAAGAAAACAAAAACAAAAAAAUUAGAAGAAGAAAAAGAUGAAGAUAAAAAAAAAUUGAAAACAAAAGACUUUUGCUGCCAGGACAAAGGGAAGAAGAAGAAGAAUACUUUCAAAUCAAGCGAAUAAAUCGUGCAAAGAUAAAUGUGUUCUAUAAGUCUAUAUAUAUGUAUAAAUAUAAACAAAAAAUAUAAAAAAUAAAACUAAUGGAACAGCAAUUAUAAAUAAUAAGAAAAAAUAUUAUUUAAAACUUUCUAUGUGUCGAGAAAAACAAAAAAAAACAUAUUGUAUAACAAAAAAAAAAAAAAAAACAUUCAUUAUAUCCAUAAUCAAAUAGAACAUAAAAAUAUUGUAACAAACUCACAAAAAAAAAACAAAUAACUAUACGCAUAAACUAAAACCAUUUAUAUACAAAAAAAAAAAAAACAUGUAAUUGAAAAAACGCGCAAUUUUUGAAUCAA
This is a messenger RNA of Episyrphus balteatus (marmalade hoverfly), 5711 nucleotides long. RefSeq names its product G protein-coupled receptor kinase 2 (gene Gprk2). The record is from RefSeq and is a predicted model, not a curated record. Gene Ontology annotation, molecular function: ATP binding; G protein-coupled receptor kinase activity. Gene Ontology annotation, biological process: regulation of signal transduction; signal transduction; protein phosphorylation. Gene Ontology annotation, cellular component: cytoplasm. NCBI's taxonomy places the organism in Eukaryota, Metazoa, Arthropoda, Insecta, Diptera, Syrphidae. The transcript is spliced from 13 exons. The coding region runs from base 2984 to 5155 and encodes 723 amino acids.